Molecule: messenger RNA, 2127 nt
Organism: Arabidopsis arenosa
Lineage: Eukaryota; Viridiplantae; Streptophyta; Magnoliopsida; Brassicales; Brassicaceae
Source: the annotation of a GenBank genome assembly
GUUACUCAUAUCAUCAAAUACUCUUCUGAUUCUUGUGAUCAUCAGCUUUUUCCAUUGAAGAUGGUCUAUCGAUGCGUAAAAUGUAAUAACUUCUAUCACAUCGAAAACGACUUUGUUUACGAAAUCAAAUGUGGAAAAUGCAAAUUGCAAACCUGUGGAAAGUGCUUAAGACGUCCUCAUUACCCGGCAUUGUGUCAUGAGUUUGAGAGAUGGGCUUUUCAACAUCAAGAAAGAAACGCUUUUAUAAGACAGCGUUUUAUACAAUAUGGUCCUCACUGCAAUCUGCUGAAUUUGGCACUUGAUUUCUUGAACAAUGCGCAAACUGCUUAUGAACAAUUGUCUCCAGAGUCUUAUCAGCGUUUCCACAAACACCUCAUUGUUCCUCUUAAUCAGAUGCGGGAAAUUGUUGAUUUUGACCGUUGGUUUCGUCUCCAUGCUGCCUUCAACCCCGUUAUAGAGGUUGCUCUUGUUAACGAGUAUAAUGUUCUCCAAACGCUAAUGCGUGCUUUCUUUUACACACUUCCUCCACCCAGAUUGGCUGCUAAUGUUUGGAAGCUAAGGAUAGGAACAAUCGAUCAGAUUUGUAUCGAUCUUGGUGUGGCGGUUUCCAACCUGAUCUCUGGAAUUCCAAACGCCCGUAAUAUCGCCGAGGUGGAAGAUGCAAAGAAAGCCGUACAGCAUUGGCAUUCAAAGAUGAAUCAGAAUGUUCCAGAUAUGGCAACUAAUAUCGAGUCAGCAGCAGUAUUCAUAGCCGAAAACGGAGUUGAGUUUGAGAAGGAGAUCAUGGACUCGUUUCCAGGAUUCAGCUUUUUGAUGAGCUCAGAUCCUAAUCACGGAAUUUACCAGAAGAAGCUUAUGGAGUACAGAAAUGGAGCUCACAAGGAUGAUUCUGAUAUAAGUAGCACUACCGAAAUCAUUCAGCCACCUCCAGGUAGUAUCAAAACUCUUAUUGAGAGAACGGCGCUUUUCAUUGCCAAAGGUUUGAAGGCUGAGGAAAUGAUGAUGGAAUGUAAUGUAGACAAUCCAAAUUACAACUUUAUGAGAAGAUCAGAUCCUUUUCACGCAUUUUACAAGCAGAAGCUUAACGAAUACCGUUCUCAAGUGGGUGAUGAUGAUGCUACUGAUUCAGAAGUUGAUGAUGCUGCAGAACAACCCCGUACUCAGCCUCAAUUCAUAGAUCUGCCUGAUUUUCUACUGUUUUUUAAUCCUCCAGGGAUGUCUCUCAAGGAGUUUGAUACUAUUAAGCUCACAGCACACUUUGUCUCGUGGUAUGGGGCUGCUUUUUGGUUGGGUUUGGCAAAAAGAAAGAUACCUGAGCUUGAGUUUAUGGAUUCAACUGAUAGCAGGUUCAAAUGUUUCAGUGAGUUUGUUGUUGCGUAUUCAAAAGUGUUAACGCCCCCCGCUGGUUUGAAACAAGAGCUGAGAAAUAGUGCUGCUUAUACUGCCACCAUUAUUGAUGCUUUUCUCCAACGUCUUAAAUGGGAUCCUGUCCAGCACUAUGAAUGGCUUCAGGGAGGAGUGAAGGCUAUGCUUGAUUGGCAUGCUUCUGUGACCAAAGAUUUUACUAACAAGGACCAGAAUCCACAGAUGUUGCAGUCUCCUCCAUCACUAGAGCAACCAGAUCCAAAGAGACAAAAGUUAGACGAGUCAGCCCUUGUUCCAGAAGACCAGUUUCUUGCUCAACAUCCGGGCUCGUCUACAAUCAAGGUUUCCGUUCAAGAUGCUGCUGGUGGUGGGCAAGUUAUUGAGAUCAUAGUGCAGUCUUUAUCGGAAAGCGUGGCAAGUUUGAAGGAGAAAAUAGCUGGGAAGAUUCAAAUUCCAGCAAACACACAAAACUUAAGUGGAAAAGCCGGAGUUUUAAAGGACAACAACAGGUCUCUUGCACAUUACAAUGUUGGAGCAGGAGAUAUCCUAACACUGUCUUUGUGAGUGGAUCCGCAGGGAUAUAAAAUGCUUCUCAAUCUUCGUACUCUCUCUGAUCUCUUUAGUGACUUUAAUUAGUUUGUGUUGGAAUACUCGUGGGUCAUUGUUAAAUUCUUUUUAAUAAGUAGUGCACAGUUUGGUUUCUCUUCCAAGGUUUUUAAUAGUUUUAACAACUGAUUGAAUUGAUAAACAGAUUUUACUUGU